GAUGAGGGAUCCAGCUGCCAGCGCCUGCAAAUCCUCUUCUCCUUCUCUGUCCCCAGCGCCCGGGUGCUGGACCUGCUGUGUGCCCUGCACCUACCAUUGGUUUCUGCAGGAGCUAGGUCGAUACCCUGACUUUCCCUUGGUCUUUGUUCAGGGCACAGGUUACUGGGAGUAUUUACUGCAGAGACGUGGACUGGAUGUGGUAGCUUUUGACCGAAACAGUAUUUUCCCACCCGAGAUGCGUUAUACAGAUAUCACGACUGGAGGCCCUGAAAUUCUAGAGCACUUUCCAGACAGAGCCUUAUUCCUUGCCUGGCCAGAUGCAGAUGAGUCUUCCCGCUUCUCGCUGGAUUGCCUGGCCUAUUACAGAGGCCACACAGUCAUCCAUGUUGGUGAACUACUCGGGGAAAGUAUUACAUCGAAUCCCUGGGGCCAGUCGACCUCACGUGAUUUCCAGCUGGCCCUCGCGGAGGAUUUUUGCUGUGUGAAGAGAAUAAGGCUGCCCAACUGGCCAGGACAGGUGGACUCAUUCAGUGUGUGGAAGAGGAAGAGUUCUCAGCUGGUGCUAUGCGAUGGCGCACAUUUUCAGUAUGUGGAUACAAAUUUGGAAGAAAAUUAAUAGCAGUCUCCCCAGCAUUCAUUGCUUUUAAAGAAUGGACCAGAAUGAUGUUGUAUAUUAGUGGACUGGAAUAUAAAUGUACAGUCAUGACUUUUUACAGAGUUCAAAACUUAGUUGAUUGUCGCUCGAAUUCAUCUGACAUCUUUUGAUAAGGGCUUAAAUGAUCUGGAAAUGGUGUAAACAUGAUAGAUACCCUACAGAAGUAAUUUCUAAGCGUAUCUUCUUCAAAUCUUACCAAAUAAACUUAUCUUUUCUAUGAG
Spea bombifrons (plains spadefoot toad) is the source of this 876-nucleotide messenger RNA. RefSeq lists its product as uncharacterized. The transcript has 4 exons. NCBI's taxonomy places the organism in Eukaryota, Metazoa, Chordata, Amphibia, Anura, Pelobatidae. The record is from RefSeq and is a predicted model, not a curated record. The coding region runs from base 2 to 616 and encodes 204 amino acids.